AUGGCCGAAACAACUGCUGAAGUAGACAUCAACGAGCUUGCCGAGUACGAGGACAGUGACGAGGAAGUCGUCCAGGAGACCAAUGGCGACAAGAAGAACAUCUCUGCAAAGGAUACCCACGUUGCCAUGCACAGCAGCGGCUUCAGAGAGUUCCUCCUGAAGCCCGAGCUUGACAAGGUCAUUGGAGACUGUGGUUUCGAGCAUCCAUCCGAGGUCCAGAACGAGUGUAUUCCCCAAGCCAUCCUGGGUCACGACAUCAUCUGUCAAGCCAAGUCCGGUAUGGGCAAGACUGCCGUCUUUGUCCUGUCUGUCCUUCACCAGAUCGAGGAGAACCCAUCAAACAUUGUCGCUUUGGUCCUUUGCCACACAAGAGAGCUGGCCUACCAGAUCUGUGACGAGUUUGAUCGCUUCACUUUCUACUUGCCAACGAUCAAGACCGCCGUCAUCUACGGAGGUAUCCCAGUGCCAACCCAGAAGGACAUGUUGAGAGACAAGAAGCCAAACAUCAUCAUUGGUACCCCAGGCCGUGUCCUGCAGCUGGCCAACGACCGCAUCCUCAACCUUAAGAACAUCAAGCACUUUGUUCUGGAUGAGUGUGACUCGUUGCUCGAGUCGCUCGACAUGCGUAAGGACGUCCAGAAGAUCUUCAAGAUGACUCCACCAAACAAGCAAGUGAUGAUGUUCUCUGCCACUCUCUCCGAGACCACCAGAGCCAUCUGCAAGAAGUUCAUGCAUGUGCCAUUCGAGAUCUACAUUAACGAUGGUUCCAAGCUUACACUCCACGGCUUGCAGCAGUACUUUGUCAAGCUGAACGAGCAAGAGAAGAACGCCAAGUUGGUCGAGCUGUUGGAUGCUUUGGACUUCAACCAGGUGGUCAUCUUUGUCAAGUCUGUCGCCAGAGCACAGGCACUGAACCAGAUCCUGAGUGACAUCCACUUCUCCUCGAUCUGCAUUCACAGUGACCUCAAGCAGCCAGAGAGAAUCGAGCAGUACCGUAAAUUCAAGAACUUUGAGAGCAGAGUGAUGGUUGCCACCAACAUCUUUGGCAGAGGUAUCGAUAUCGAGCGUGUAAAUGUAGUCAUCAAUUACGAUAUGGCCGAGUCCCCAGACACCUACCUCCACAGAGUGGGUCGUGCCGGUCGUUUCGGAACAAAGGGUCUCGCCGUCUCCUUUGUCUCCACACCAGAGGACCAGACCGUUUUGGACCAGGUUCAGGCCAAGUUCGUUGUCUCCAUCAAGGACCUCCCUGCCAAGGUCGACCCAUCCACCUACAUGAGUGGAUAA
Messenger RNA from Acytostelium subglobosum LB1, 1284 nucleotides. RefSeq lists its product as hypothetical. Bases 1 to 1284 code for a protein of 427 amino acids. The record is from RefSeq and is a predicted model, not a curated record. Gene Ontology annotation, molecular function: RNA binding; ATP binding; RNA helicase activity. Lineage: Eukaryota; Evosea; Eumycetozoa; Acytosteliales; Acytosteliaceae. The transcript has 4 exons.